AUGCAAACUGUUGGAAGAGUAAUUAAUACUAGUCCCCUGUGUAGAGAAGUGAAAGGUUGUGCAGGUAUUGUCACAUUAUUACCUACUACAUAUUGUAUUAGUUAUCAAAGUUAUGGAUCAUUUAGUAACUUUCAAGGCAAACGUUUUCAUUCUACUUCCAAACUAUUAUUGAACUCAAAGAAAUCAUAUGAGAUAAAUAAAGAGCUAUCUAAACGACAUAGUAAGAGUAAAUUACCCGAAUUCAAUCCUAAGUUUAUGGGUGUGGCUACAGAAAUUUUUAUUCCUGCAUCAAGAAAAAAUCUACCAAGCAUCAUUUCACAACCGAUCGUGGUGUUCAAAACACUGAUUAGAAGAAUAUAUAUGUUUGGUUUGAACACAUUUAAGAUUGGAUUAUUUAGGCUACAGUCUGGGAAUAAACCUGAAUUCUUGCUUUGGAAAAAUAAUGCUAUAGGAAAUUACAUCGAAGUCAAUAAAGCCUUUGCGUCGAGGAGAAUAGAUAAAGUGAAGAAUCAUGUUUCUGUUUGGGUAGAGAGGGCUCUUUUGCUACGUUCUGAAAGUUUGCCAAAGAAUAUUAAAUUGAAUUGGCAGGUGGUUAAGUUCAAUGAAGUGCCGAAAUUAAUGUCCUUGGACCCCAUCAUGGUACCUGGGAUGCCACUUGAAUAUAUUCAAUUGGUAUACAGAUUUAAUACUAAACAAGAAUUGAUAAAGAUCGACACAGAGACUAAGGAGAGUGAAAAGCAGGUAAGAGACAUUGUGGAUUAUUUGGUAUUCUUGUGUGAUACAAAUACAAAUGAAAUGAUGUUAUCUGGUUCUAUCUUUGAAAGUAAACCAGGUGCACCAUUACCAAAACAAGUCAUGGCAGGUGAUAAGAAAAAAGUUUUAGCACGUAUGAAGGAAUGUGGUGAUAUUUUCAGAUUACCACCUGAAAAUAUUGAGUAA
Arxiozyma heterogenica is the source of this 939-nucleotide messenger RNA. RefSeq names its product Mba1p (gene MBA1). Gene Ontology annotation, cellular component: mitochondrial inner membrane. Lineage: Eukaryota; Fungi; Ascomycota; Saccharomycetes; Saccharomycetales; Saccharomycetaceae. Gene Ontology annotation, molecular function: ribosome binding. The coding region runs from base 1 to 939 and encodes 312 amino acids. Gene Ontology annotation, biological process: protein insertion into mitochondrial inner membrane from matrix. The transcript has a single exon. The record is from RefSeq and is a predicted model, not a curated record.